AUGGUUGUCGGUUUGGAAUUCGGUGGAUGCACGUUAGCUGGUAGAGAGGAGGAAGAGACUCGGUUAGAUGUCAAGUGUGGGGACUGUGAACGAGCACCGCUGACUGGAGAGUGUGCAGCUUCUAUUGGCCGUGGUGGUGAUGGCGGUGAAUCAGACGAUGCAUGUGGGGGAGGGCGAGCCAAAGAGGAUCGGUUGCAUAAGUCCACAGACAGCAACGACGCACAGGACUCAGCUGAUGUGGGAGAAGCCGCCAUCGCGCAGCGAGGGCGAAGAAUUGACGGCAGGGAAGAGUUCGAGGAAGAGAUGUGCGCGGAUAGGGAAGAGGGCGGCGGUGAAAGACUGGAUGAUUUAUUAGAUCGGUUUGAACUGAGCGCGGUAGACGAAUUUGAUCGACUAAGAGAUGAACGCGGGGAUCGACUUGAAGAGGAACGGAUUGAGGGUGAGGAAGGAGACGAUGAGGAUGGUGUUCGAAUAAACGGGGAUAUGGAAUGA
This is a messenger RNA of Echinostoma caproni, 492 nucleotides long. The record is from the annotation of a GenBank genome assembly. NCBI's taxonomy places the organism in Eukaryota, Metazoa, Platyhelminthes, Trematoda, Plagiorchiida, Echinostomatidae.